This is a messenger RNA of Coregonus sp. 'balchen', 4284 nucleotides long. The record is from the annotation of a GenBank genome assembly. Lineage: Eukaryota; Metazoa; Chordata; Actinopteri; Salmoniformes; Salmonidae.
AUGCCCCAGCCCAAUGAGACCCAGGGUAAAAAAAGGCUGAACAUCACUAGACAAGAUUCAGGUGAGAGAACAUGUGAAAUGAAAACCUUUAUAAACACCUAUUAAAUAAAGCAGCCCUUACAAAGUGCAGUAAUUGCAGUCAACUGUGGUAUUUUGGACGCAGUAAUUGCAGAUAAAAAAAAAAAAAAAACUUAUUUUGGACGCAGUAUUUGCAGCAUACUGCAGUUAUACCGCACUCUAACUGCAGUUAUACUGACUCUGACUGCAUUCUUUUUUCGUAAGGGAAUGUACCUUAUUUAGAGUAAUAUGUUGAUAUUUGCUGUUUGUGUGAUUCGGGUUAGGUGACACCUCAGAUGAUGAACCCUUGAUGAAGUUGUUGAAGAGACUUCCCAGACCUAAAAAAGCCACUGUACAAGCAAAGAGGCCAGGGACUACUUAUAUCAAAAGAGGAACAGGUAAUGGCAUCCAGAAGACAAACAACAAGAUCGCAGGUGAGAACCUCUCUCUAGCUCCUCUAAAUGUAUGUCCUGAAUACUGUAAAAUACAUAUACACACACACUACUAUUCUGAAUGGAUGAAUGGAAGGAGGCAUCAAUUUGUUUGGUCUAUGUUGUAAUUAUAGGUUCAACCCAGGAUGAGGACUCCUAUGACAGCUCAGACAAUGAACCCUUGAUAAAGAUGGUUAAAAAGCUCCCUAAACAGACAUCGUUACCAUUCAAAAAGAGACCCUUCAACACAGCCAGAGAGGUGAACGCUGUGAAGAAGCGCAGAAAUAACAUCCAGAACACUCAUAACAUAUGCACAGGUGAGACUAGUUCCUCAAUUCUUGUAUCUAGCCUAUAUUUGUAAGCUACAGGACUGUUUCGCUAGCACAGACAGGUAUAUGUUCCGGGAUUCAUCAGAUGGCAUUGAGGAGUUUACCACAUCCAUCAGUCACCAGCUUCAUUAAUAAGUGCAUCGACGACGUUGUCGCCACAGUGACCUUACGUACAUAUCCCAACCAGAAGCCAUGGAUUACAGGCAACAUCUGCACUGAGCUAAAGGCUAGAGCUGCCGCUUUCAAGAAACAGGACACUAAUCCGGACACUUAUAAGAAAUCCCGCUACGCCCUAAGACGAACAAUCAAACAGGCAAAGUGUCAAUACAGGACUAAGCUCGAAUCCUACUAAACCGGCUCUGAUGCUCGUUGGAUGUGGUAGGGGUUGCAAACUAUCAUGGAUUACAAAGGGAAACCCAGCUGAGAGCUGCCCAGUGUCGCGAGCCUACCAGACGAGCUGCUGAGGGAGGGCGGCUCAUAAUAAUGGCCGGAACGGAGCAAAUGGAAUGGCAUCAAACACAUGGAAACCUUGUGUUUGAUGUAUUUGAUACCAUUCCACCUAUUCUGCUCCAGCCAUUACCACGAGCCCAUCCUCCCCAAUUAAGGUGCCACCAACCUCCUGUGGCACCAACAGAUCCACAGAUUAUGUAAUCUCUGUUGUACUCCACACUGCCCUUUCCCACCUGGACAAAAGGAACACCUACGUGAAAAUGCUGUUCAUUGACUACAGCUCAGCGUUCAACACCAUAGUGCCCUCCAAGCUCAUCACUAAGCUAAGGACCCUGGGACUGAACACCUCCCUCUGCAACUGGAUCCUGGACUUCCUGACGGGCCGCCCCAAGGUGGUGAGGGUAGGCAACACAUCCGCCACGCUGACCCUCAACACAGUCCCCUCCUGCUAAGUCCCCUCCUGUACUCCCUGUUCACACACGAAUGCGUGGCCGCGCAUGACUCCAACACCAUCCUUAAGUUUGCCGACGACAUGACGGUGGUAGGCCUGAUCACAGACGACGAUGAGACAGCCUAUAGGGAGGUCAGAGACCUGGCAGUGUGGUGCCAGGACAACAACCUCUCCCUGAACGUCAGCAAGACUAUCAUGGACUACAGGAAGCGUAGGGCCGAACGCCCCCAUUCACAUCGACAGGGCUGUAGUGGAGCGGGUCGUGCGCUUCAAGUUCCUUGGUGUCCACAUCACUAAGGACCAAGGACAACGCCUCUUCCCCCUGGCUGAUCUUAAAAUAUUUGUCAUGGGUCCUCAGAUCCUCAAAAAGUUAUACAGCUGCACCAUUGAGAGCAUCUUGACUGGCUGCAUCACCGCUUGGUAUGGCAAAUGCUCGGCAUCCGACCGCAAGGCGCUACAGAGGGUAGCGCGUAUGGCCCAGUACAUCACUGGGGCCAAGCUUCCUGCCAUCCAGGACCUCUAUACCAGGCGGUGUCAGAGGAAGGCCCUAAGACUCCAGCCACCCUAGUCAUAAACUGUUCUCUCUGCUACCGCACGGCAAGCAGUAUUGGAGCGCCAAGUCUGGGACCAUAAGGCACCUGAACAGCUUCUACCCCCAUGCCAUAAGACUGCAGAAAAGUUAAUCAAAUGGCCAACUGGAGUAUUUACAUUGAUCCCCUUUCAUUUAUUUAUCUUAAUUGUUUUACACUGGCUCUAUGCACAUUCACUAGACUCUACCCAAACACUCACACAUACUACACUGACACUCCAACACACACACACACACACACACACACUACAUAUGCUCAGACACAAAACACACUCACACAUACAUAUUGACGCCACACACACUCACACACUCACACUUUCACACUCUUCACAUACGCUGCUGCUACUCUGUUUAUUAUCUAUCCUGAUUGCCUAGUCAUUUUUACCCCUACCCACAUGUAUUACCUCAACUACCUCGUACCCCUGCACAUUGACUCGGUACUGGUACUCAUUGCAUAUAGCCUCGUUAUUGUUUUUGUUGUUACUAUUUCCUUUUUAUUUAGCAAAUAUUUGCCUACUUUUUUAACUCUGCAUUGUUGGGAAUGGGCUCGUAAGAAAGCAUUUCACUGUGAAGUCUACACCUGUUGUAUUCGGCGCAUGUGACCAAUAAAAUUGGAUUUGAUUCAUAUACAGAAAUUUACUAAAUGGCUUUAGCGGGUGCUAAACUUGCUUUUCCUGUUCAUCUUAUCGUCUAUGUAACCAGACUCAUCAGGUGACAGCUCCGAUGAUGUGCCAUUGAUCAAGAUCAAGACACAAACCCGAACAAAGACGCUCCCUACAACAGCCAGAAAAACACACGGCAUUAAAAAGCCCAGUAAAGUUCUUAAAAAACACAACAGGAGUAUAGGUGAGAACACAUAGCACCUCUUGUCUAUAUGCUUUCACUAUGGCAUAAUAUUUCUGACAGUUGUAUCCUUGAUUCUAAUCCAAUAGUCUUGUGUUCUGAUUGCAUGGUCAGAGUCCUCCAAUGACAGCUCAGAUGAUGAACCAUUGAUUAAUCUAACCAGGAGGUCUCCAUCUAAAGACACUGUGAGGACAAUAGUGAAGAGGUGUGUCGCUAAGGAGUCCAAUGGCAACAACUGUAGUCGAAGUGAAGGCAAAACAAGCAGAGGUAACUUCUCCUACAGAGCACAUUUUUACAAAUAUUGCUGAGUAUGCUGGCAGAUCAUGUUUUAGAUGGGUCUCUCUGUCUUUCCUUUUAUCCUGUUUGAAUUUUCAGAGGAAGAGGUGAAUUCUGAUUCUGAUGAUGAGCCCUUAAUUAGUCUAGCUAAAAAGCCUCUUAAAGCUGUAAAGAAGACCACGACACCAGUAAAGAAGAGGAGUGUGCCAGGAAAGACAAACAAAGCAGUCAAUAGAUGGAGCACCAAAUAUGUUCAAAGCACGAGUGAAGGUGUUAAUACUUUUUCAGCACUUGUCAAAGCAGGGAUUUCAAAGCAAUCCUAAAAACACCCUAGAAUAGAUUAGGUUGAGUCUUGUUAUGCAAUAGUUGAUUUGUAUUGCUUUAUCAGGGUCUUUGGAUGAUAGAUCAGAUGAUGAGCCCUUGAUUAAGAAGAUGGUGAGAAAUCCACCAAUGAAGACCCUGAUGGUUAUUCUGGAGAGAUGUGACACUAAAGAAGCCUUGGAAGAUCACUGUAGAGCCAAUGUGGGAAACGCGGGCGAAAGAAGUGCAGGUAAGAAUUCCUCUUAUUGUAUAUUUCCCUUCCCAUUUGGAGUAUCUUUGACAUAGUCGAGAGCUGCACUGUUUGAUAAAUAACAUUGAAAUCUGUCAUUGUCUACCUAUUAUGCUGUACUUAUUUGUUUUUUGUGUAUUUAUAUGGAAGAGGAGAACUCCGAUGAUGAAAUCUUGUUAAAAAUGGUCACGAAUCCCCCUCAUUCUUCACCAGAAGCUAUGGCAGAGAAGAGAAAUCAGUCACAAGACUUCUCUGACGAUGAACCUUUGAUAAAGAUGGUUGGAAACCCAGUCAUUAUCAUGGACUAG